CCAAUGUUUGGGAUGGAUUGUAUACACCUGUGUCCAUGGAGGGGAUUGGAACACCUGAAUCACAUGAUUUGGAGGGGAUUGGAACACCUGAAUCACAUGAUUUGGAGGGGAUUGGAACACCUGAAUCACAUGAUUUGGAGGGGAUUGGAACACCUGAGUCACAUGAUUUGGAGGGGAUUGGAACACCUGAGUCACAUGAUUGGGAGGGGAUUGGAACGCCUGAAUCCAAUGAUUUGGGAGGGAUAGAAGAGUCCAAUCACAUGAUAGGGGCAGAAUUAAAGAUCUUGUCAACUUGUAGGAGCAGGAUUGAAGGGUUUGAGCACCUAGUAGGGGGAGGAUAGAAGGGUCCUGUCACCUGGUAGGGACAGGAUUGAAAGGUUUGAUCACCUGGUAGGAUCAGGAUAGAAGUGCAAUCACCUGGUAGGGGCAGGAUAGAAGGGUCCGGUAACCAGGUAGGGGCAGAUUAGAAGGUCACUGUCACCUGGUAGGGGAAGAAUUAAAGAUCUUGUCAACUUGUAGGAGCAGGAUAGAAGGGUUUGAGCACCU
Messenger RNA from Staurois parvus, 546 nucleotides. The record is from the annotation of a GenBank genome assembly. NCBI's taxonomy places the organism in Eukaryota, Metazoa, Chordata, Amphibia, Anura, Ranidae.